AUGUCUAAGGCCCACACUUCCUGGCCAUACCAGAGGCGCAAGAUGUUUUGUCCCCAACAGCAACCAAACAAAGAACUGAACAUCUUCCACCAGCAGCCCCCGCCACCCGGCGAGGCAGCAGGACACAUGAUGUGUCCCCCGAACCAUCAGGUCAGAGGGCAGGAUCCAGCUUAUCUCAUCAGGGAGUUCCGCUCACUGGCGCUGAACCCUCAGCAGCCAGAAGGAAGCAGGGGCCAACAGAGGGCAAAGGGCCCCGAGCACAGUCUGGCUAGCCAGUAUGAGGAGAAGGUGCGCCCCUGCAUCGACCUCAUCGACUCCCUGCGGGCGCUGGGCGUGGAACAGGACCUGGCCCUGCCCGCCAUCGCCGUCAUCGGGGACCAGAGCUCGGGCAAGAGCUCCGUGCUGGAGGCUCUGUCGGGGGUCGCCCUCCCCAGAGGCAGUGGAAUUGUGACCAGGUGCCCGCUGGUGCUGAAGAUGAAGAGGCAGCCACACGAGAGCGCAUGGCGGGGGAAGAUCAGCUACCGCAAGACAGAGCUCCAGCUCCAGGACCCCUCCCAGGUGGAGAAGGAGGUCCUCAAAGCCCAGAACACCAUAGCUGGGAACGGAGUUAGCAUCAGCCAUGAGCUCAUUAGUCUGGAGAUCACCUCCCCUGAGGUUCCGGAUCUGACCCUCAUUGACCUUCCUGGCAUCACCAGGGUACCUGUGGGAAACCAGCCCCAGGACAUUGGACUGCAGAUUAAGGCACUCAUCAAGAAGUACAUCCAGAAGCAACAGACGAUCAACUUGGUGGUGGUCCCCUGCAACGUGGACAUCGCCACCACAGAGGCGCUGAGCAUGGCUCAGGAGGUGGACCCCGACGGCGACAGGACCAUAGGAAUCCUGACCAAACCAGAUCUCGUGGACAAGGGUACCGAACACGUGGUCGUGAAAGUGGCGCAGAACCUCACGUACCGUCUGCAGAAGGGCUACAUGAUCGUGAGGUGCCGGGGGCAGGAGGAGAUCACCAACAAGCUGAGCCUGGCCGAGGCAACCAAGAAAGAAACGAUGUUCUUCCAAGCACAUCCGUAUUUCAGAGUUCUCCUGGAGGAAGGAAAGGCUACAGUGCCCUGUCUGGCAGAAAGACUGACCAAUGAACUCAUCUUGCACAUCAAUAAAUCACUCCCGUUGUUAGAAAAGCAAAUAAGGGAGAGCCACCAGAGGGCGACAGAGGAACUGCACCAGUGCGGAGACAACAUCCCCAGCAAUGAAGCGGAUAGAAUGUUCUUUCUGAUCGAGAAAAUUAAGGUGUUUAAUCAGGAAAUUGAAAAGUUAAUAGAGGGAGAAGAAGAAGUAAAGAAGAAAGAUACCCGCUUAUAUAACAAAAUCAGGGAGGAGUUUGAAAGCUGGCUACUUGUACUCACAGCCAAUAACCAAAAAGUUAAAAAUAUUAUUCACGAAGAAGUCUCAAUAUAUGAAAAGCAGUAUCGCGGCAAAGAGCUUCUUGGAUUUGUCAGCUACAAGACGUUCAAGACCAUAGUGCACCAGUACAUGGAACAGCUGAUAGACCCCGCGCUCUCCAUGCUCCACAAGGCUGUUGAAAUUGUCUGGCAAACGUUUGCCGAUUCAGCCAAGAGGCAUUUUAGUGAGUUUUCCAACCUCAAUCAAAUGGCCCAGAACAAGAUUGAAGACAUAAAAACGAGACAAGCAGAAACAGCAGAAAAUCUGAUCCGACUUCAGUUCCAAAUGGAGCAGCUGGUUUAUUGUCAAGACGAGAUUUACAGCGUGGUUCUGAACCAAGUCCGGAAAGAGGUUUUCAACCCAGUGGGAAAGCCCUUGCAGAAUCCUGAGUUGAAACUGUCAUUCUCAAAAGAGCAGUCUUCGGUGUCGUCCGUCACUGAGAUUGGGAUGCACCUGAAUGCGUAUUUCUGGGAGACCAGCAAACGUCUCGCCAACCAGAUCCCAUUCAUAAUUCAGUAUUUCCUACUCCAAGAGUAUGGCAGUUGCUUACAGAAAGCCAUGAUGCAGAUACUACAGGAGAGAGAGCACUAUUCCUGGCUGCUUCAGGAACAGAGCGACACCUCCGCCAAGAGGAGAGUCCUUAAGGAGAAGAUAUACCGGCUGGCUCAGGCGCGGCGCGCUCUCUAUAAUUUCUGCAAUUAA
Messenger RNA from Odobenus rosmarus divergens (Pacific walrus), 2139 nucleotides. It is a transcript of the gene MX2, whose product is annotated as myxovirus (influenza virus) resistance 2 (mouse). Gene Ontology annotation, molecular function: GTPase activity; microtubule binding; GTP binding. The record is from RefSeq and is a predicted model, not a curated record. The transcript has 13 exons. Gene Ontology annotation, biological process: defense response to virus. Lineage: Eukaryota; Metazoa; Chordata; Mammalia; Carnivora; Odobenidae. Gene Ontology annotation, cellular component: microtubule; cytoplasm; membrane. Bases 1 to 2139 code for a protein of 712 amino acids.